Messenger RNA from Hymenoscyphus albidus, 2389 nucleotides. The record is from the annotation of a GenBank genome assembly. Lineage: Eukaryota; Fungi; Ascomycota; Leotiomycetes; Helotiales; Helotiaceae.
CGAAUCCUCUUCGAAAAUGGUUCUCCACCAUCCAACUCUAGGACCCCUCAUCGGUCGUCACAUUCCAUCUACACAAACAACCCAAUACCGCAACCUCAAAUUCGCCACCAUCCCAUUCCGUUUCAGUGACCCCAUAUUGUUCUCUCCCCCGCUUCCACCCCCGACAGAGCCAUACGAUGCCACGAAUUUUGGACCUAGUUGUCCACAACAUCCUUCCUGCUUCAAGUAUGAUCUAAGCAUCGUAGGGAACUCCCCCGAGUUGGAAGAGGAGAGGGAGAGGAGGAUUAGUGAAGAGGGUGCUGGCGUGGAAGAUGAAUUGGAGUGUGCGAAUUUGAUUGUCGUUGUCCCUGAGGAGUUACAAAUAGAAAAAGAAGAAUUAUUUCCUGUCAUGGUAUGGUGUGUAAAGAAUAAUCUUCGAUGAAUGAGAGCUUAAGACUAAUGAGAUGUAGGGUUCAUGGGUAAUAUUUCACUCUUACCUUGAUAGAAUUGACUGAGCAGAAAGUUGACGAUAGACAGCGGUGGUUUCUCAGGCGGAAGCAAUUCUUGGCCACAAUACGGUAUGUUGAGUUGUGAGAGUCUCAGCAUGACUGGUAAUAAUGUUCAUCUAGAUAUUUCGAAAUUCGUGCAGACAUCUACUGAGAUCGGAAAACCUAUAAUCGGGGUCGCUUUGAAGUAAUACUCUCUAAUCCCAUUGGCUAUAUGAGCUCAUGUUUUUUUCAGUUAUCGACUUGGCCCUUUUGGAUUUCUCGCUUCCUCAGAGCUAGGAGUAAAAGGAAAUUAUGGGUUGAAAGAUCAAGCGUGUGCUUUUGAAUGGGUAUGUCUUUUACUUUACAGGAAACAUAUUGCACAAAACCCUCCGCCGGGCACUUUAGUAUAUAAACUGACGUUGGGACUUAGAUUAAAAACCAUAUCUCCGGAUUUGGUGGUGAUCCAAAUAUUGUUACUGCAUUUGGCGAAAGCGCAGGAUCAAGUAAAGAACCUUAUUGGCCUCCUCUCUUUCAAUUUUCUUCUCCAAUUCCUAAUCAUCUUUUUGUAAACAGUUAGUCUAACAACUCAUCUGCACACCCAACCCUCAACUCCUCUCUUCAAUCGUCUCGUUGCUCUAUCCGGGGAUCCAACCCUUCGCCGUCCAAAUACCCUUGCACAGCAAACAAAAUACGCCACUCAGAUAUUAACCAAGCACGAUAUCUCCACCACCAAUAACAUCAAUAUACUCCUCGAUAUACCAGCCCAAGAGCUGGUACUUAAACUGCCACCGUACGGUGCCUGGGCUCCUACUAUUGAUGGUUCCUACAUCAAGGAUGAAAUUACAGUUCAGAAGAUUGCCGAUAACAGUUCGAGGAUAGGAAAGCCUGAAUGGUGUGAAAGAGUACUCAUUGGAGAUGCCUUGGGUGAUGUAUUUACCCCUUUUUUCGCGCCCUUCAUUUCAUCUCAUACCUUCGUCUCAUGAUACUCUCCAGGCAACCGUUCUUCACGAUAGACUUCUCUAUCUUCCAUCCGAGAUACUGCUUUCUCGACUAUGGAAAUGCUUAGCUCGCACGUUUCCACCCGAUGAAACACCGAAUUGGACGGAACUAACGACCAGAAUUAUGAGAGCUUAUCAAUUGCCACUUGAUGAGAAAGAGGCGGCGGGAAAAAGCAGGAAAGAAGUAUAUGCUGGAAUGCUAGCUCUGGUUUCAGAUUUGAGAUUUCAUUGCCCUUCGGUUGCGAUGCAAAAGGGAUGGGGUGAGAGGGUUGAGAGAUAUGUUUGGGGAGUUGUGAGUCUACCAUUUUCUUUUCCUCUCUCUUUACGACUUUGAAAAUAAAAGAAGAGAACAUACUGACGGGAGAACAGACGAACCCGCAUCCAAACUCAUUGUUCACAGGCUACGCAAGUCACGAGCUGGAAGUCGCGUUUCUAUUCCAAAACUUCCCUUUCCCAUCUCCGUCCCCACCGUCUUCCCUCACAUCUUUACAAAUUGGCAAACAAUUCGCAGCGGCAUUCAUAAACUUCGCCUACGGCCAUAGCUCCAGCUCUAUCCCAGUCCAUUCUCCAAACUCUGCCUCCAAAUCUUCCCCGGUAUCCAGGAGGAUAGGAGCCGUGAAAGAACAUCUAGUGCCUCCCUCCCCAUCGAGGGCGACAGAGAAGCACGAUGAGGAAGAGAUUAUUUAUGCGUCGUCUGAGCAAGGCGUCACCAGGAUCUCUGCGAGAACAUUGGAUCAGGUUUGCAAUCACGGGAGAGAAGAUCUUUGGAGUAGAGUAUCGGAGGAGAAAUGGUACUUGUUGGGGGAUUUGAUGCAGAACUCCGCUUAUUAAGGGGAUCGAGGGUAGAGAAUCGUAUCGCGGCAGGAACUUUAGGAAUAGGAGCACUAGGAUCUAUUGUUAAAAUUUCAGACUGCGGAGUAAACU